AUGCACGAUGCCAAAAAUACCUUUGUAGAAGGAGGCAGUGUUGGUGGUAAUAAAAGUAUAGAAUAUACAGGCAAAAGCGAGGAAACGAAGAAGGGAGUGGAGAAUUUUAGAAUGAUGAAAAAAAGAAGAAGAGAAGGUUCGCAAGAACCUGAUUUUUAUUCUUCUCCCGAAAGAUAUAAAGCCCCCUUUCUUUCUAUUCCUAAAGAGUUGUUACAAUGCUUAAAAGAAGGUUUAGCUAAUGAAAUAAUAAUUAUAAGUUCCCAUCGAAAAGGCAAGUUAGUUUCAGAAAAUCAAGGUAAAUUCGACAUAUUUAACAGAACUUUUGGCAAGUUUCCUAAUUGUAAGAUUUCCAUUUAUGAGGUUGGUAUAGACAAAGAACGAGGAGAAGGAUAUGAAAGAAAUACCCCUCACCGUUCAGCUUGUAAAAAUCUUGGUUCAGAUAAAAUUUUUGUCCUUCCUGACUACAAAUAUUCUCGGCAAACCCAAGCUCCUAAUAUCUACCAUGUCAAAACUACGGUAAGUGAUGUUAAAGAUAGUGAUUUUGCGAUUGCUGCUCUCGAACUAAAAAACAAACAAUUAGAAAAAGACUUAAAAAGUAUUCAACAGCAGAGAGAGAGAGAGAACAAAAACAUAUUGAAUGAUUGGAGGCGGAGUGAUGAUAUUAGUUCUAUCAAAAAAUCCCUUCAAGAAACUGAAAAUUUUGCAGAAAUAGAAACCGUAAAAAAAAAAUAUUUAGAAAAGGGGGGUGUAAUUUCUCAACUUUUUCAACAAGUGGUAGAUAUCUAUCUCGAAGGGAAAAAAAUUCCGCUUGCUGGUUUCCAUCCUCUUACUAAAAUUAUUCAAAAAAUCUAUGAUAUUUUUGUUCCUCUGGGUUAUCAAGUUGUCGAAAGUCCAGAAAUUGAAAGUGAAGAGUGCAAUUUCAACAAAUUAAACAUGCCACCUCACCAUCCUGCUCGGGCGAUGCAAGAUACUUUUUACCUUAAUAAUAAUUUACUUUUGCGCACCCACACUACCAAUAUACAAAGUCGGAUUCUUUCAGAAAAUCCUAACCAAGAACUAAAAAUCAUUAGCGCAGGCAAGGUUUACCGGCGGGAUGAUGACGAUGCUACCCACACCCAUCAGUUUACCCAAGUUGACUGCUUUGUAGUUGGUAAAGAAAUUUCCUUUGCUCAUUUAAAAGGAACCUUGGAAUUAUUGGUAAAAGAAAUAUUUGGUAAAAAACAUUUUAUUCGCUUUCGCCCUUCUUAUUUUCCUUUUACUGAGCCAAGUGUAGAAGUAGAUGCGGCUUGCGUUCGGUGUCAACAAAGAGUAGAAAUUGCAGGAGCAGGUUUAAUUCACCCCCAAGUAUUGAGCAAUUGUGGUUAUGAUAACCAAAAAUUUACUGGAUUUGCUUUUGCUUUCGGUCUGGAACGUUUAUUAAUGAUUAAAGAGGGAGUGGAGGAUAUUCUAGGUGCUGUUAAAGAAGCAAUAAGUUAUGAAUCUAAUGCUCUGAUGAUUUAUUUAGGAGCACCACAAAAUGCUCGUCAUCGAGUGGCCUUAACUGAAUUAAAAAUACCUGAAUUCAAACGAGUUUUAGUUGAGAAUAAAAUAGAUAUUGAUAAUGUAAUAGUGCAUGGUCCUUAUGUAUUGAAUAUGGCUAAUGCGGCUCGGGAAGAUAUUUUUUCUUGGUCGGUUGAGUUCCUAAAAAAAGAAAUUGACAGAAUGGAAAAAAUAGGAUUGAAAACCAUUGUACUCCAUCCCGGUAGUGCUGUUGAUACUCCGGUUAACGAUUCUCUAUCCCAAUUAGCCAAAGGAAUUAAUUUGGUUCUCCGAGAUAAUUCCACAGUCCGAAUUGCUUUGGAAACUAUGUGUGGACGUGGUAGCGAAAUCGGAGUAAGUUUUGAACAACUGAAACAUAUAAUGGAUAAAAUAGAACAAAAAGAGCGAAUAGUUAUCCAUGUUAAUGAUAGUUCGCAAGAAUUAGGAGCCAAAAUUGACCGUCACGAGAAUAUUGGUUUUGGAAACAUUGAAGCCAACGAAACACCUUUGGAAGCGGCUAAAAGAGAAGUUUUUGAAGAAACUAAUUUAAUAAUUGAAGAUUUAGAAAUAGUUGGCGAACAAGCUUUUGAUACAAAAAAACCGGAAUUGCCAUCAGAUAUAUCGGCAGACUUCGCUCUCACCUUAGCUUUGCCAAUUUCCUACCAAACCAAGCAAAAACCUCACCAAAUAGCUCAAGAAAUUAUCAAAGCAACUGCCUGCCCUGAUUUAGAAUAUACUAUUACUGAACAAGGCUAUCUUAAUUUUCGUUUUCCUACCUCCCAUUUUGAGCAUUUUUUCUCCGAAACCUUGGUUCAAGAAGGCCAAAAUCUUCAAGCUCACUUUAGGCAUGCUUUUAUCGGCAAUACUUUGGCUAAUGUUUAUCAAUUUUGUGGUUAUCAAGUAGUUAGAGAAUAUUAUAUUAAUGACCGAGGGGGGCAAAUUAAUUCCUUAGUCAAUUCUGUUUAUUAUUUUUAUCACCAAUUGCAAAAUAUUACUCUACUAAGUUCAGAAAAAGUAACUUAUGCGGGUCAAUCUAGCCAAGAAGUAGCCCAAAAGUUAAUAACUAAAUGGGGUAGAGCCGAUCACCAUGGAACCAUUGCUCGUUUAAAAAGUGCUUAUCAAUUAUUGGAUCAUAAGCCAGAAAGUUUACAAAUAAUCUUAGUGCAGAUAGUUAAUUUACUUAUCAAAGAAGGUCACACUAAAAGGUUUUCUAAAAGGGAAGGCAAUACCAUUGAAUUAGCAGAGGCUCUGCAAUAUAUGGACAUUGACCAGUUAAAGUUCUUUCUCCUUGAAAAAGAACCUAACCAACCACUUUCUAUUAACACCGAGUUAUUAAAAGAAAAUAAAGAAAAAACUCGUCUUUACUAUAUCCAAUAUGCCUAUGCUCGCUGUCACCAAAUAUUCCAAAAGGCUCAAACCAAAGAAAAAAUUGUCGAAGAAAAUAAACCCCACCACUUAGUUAAUUAUUUAUACGAACUAGCUCGAGCCUGA
Molecule: messenger RNA, 3009 nt
Organism: Funneliformis geosporum
Lineage: Eukaryota; Fungi; Glomeromycota; Glomeromycetes; Glomerales; Glomeraceae
Source: the annotation of a GenBank genome assembly